Messenger RNA from Syzygium oleosum, 903 nucleotides. RefSeq lists its product as uncharacterized. Bases 1 to 789 code for a protein of 262 amino acids. Gene Ontology annotation, molecular function: ATP hydrolysis activity; ATP binding. Gene Ontology annotation, cellular component: mitochondrial outer membrane. Lineage: Eukaryota; Viridiplantae; Streptophyta; Magnoliopsida; Myrtales; Myrtaceae. The transcript is spliced from 9 exons. The record is from RefSeq and is a predicted model, not a curated record.
AUGGUUGUGGGGAAUUUUAUGCUUACUUGUGUAUUCAUAUCACUAGAGGACUUUGAGGUUCUUGGUCGAUGCAGAAUGGAAUGUGAAGGACUUUAUACGAUAUGCAUCAAGGACCAAACACUUACCACUGAGAGUGCAGAAAGGGUCAUUGGAUGGGCUCUAAGCCAUCAUUUAAUGCAGAAUCCUGAAUCUAAUGCUGAUUCAGGGCUUGGUCUGUGCAGCGAGAGCAUCCAGUAUGGCAUUGGGAUCUUGCAGGCUAUUCAGAACGAGUCUAAGAGCUUGAAAAAGUCACUCAAGGAUGUUGUAACUGAAAAUGAAUUUGAGAAAAGGCUUCUUGCUGAUGUCAUUCCCCCAAGUGACACAUUUGAUGACAUCAGAGUUCUUGAAAAUGUCAAAGAUACAUUGAAGGAGCUAGUCAGGCUUCCUCUACAGAGGCCUGAACUUUUCUGCAAAGGGCAAUUAACGAAGCCUUGCAAGGGCAUUCUUCUGUUUGGUCCCCCUGGAACAGGCAAGACUAUGCUUGCGAAGGCUGUGGCUACUGAAGCUGGUGCAAAUUUUAUCAACAUUUCCAUGUCAAGUAUCACAUCCAAUUGGUUUGGUGAGGGCGAGAAGUAUGUGAAAGCUGUUUUCUCACUUGCCAGUAAAAUUGCCCCCAGUGUUGUAUUUGUUGACGAAGUUGAUAGUAUGUUGGGCCGGAGGGAGAACCCAGGGGAGCAUGAGGCCAUGCGCAAGAUGAAAAAUGAAUUUAUGGUCAACUGGGAUGGCUUACGGACUAAAGAUACAGAAUGAGUACUGGUACUUGCAGCCACAAACAGACCUUUCGACCUGGAUGAGGCAGUCAUCCGUAGGCUGCCUCGCCGAUGCUCCAAAUAGAGCAAAAAUUUUGAAAGUUAUACUGGCAAA